GGCGCGGAGUGCGGCGGUGGGUCGCGCGGGUGUGGGAAUCGGCGUGCGGGGAGUGCGGUACUAUCGCCGUCCUGCUCCCGCGUGCGCGACCGACCUCCUUGCGCCUUGGAUGCGCGGCCCGCAAGGUCGGCCACCUUAAUUAAUAAACUCACCGUAAAGUAUUUGAGGCCGAUCAGAACUACAAUCUUACUCGGGCCUUUGUCUAGUUAUUGACCCGUUCAACCGAAGGUUUUUUUUUCUCAUUUGACUAUAUGCCACUUCUUAUAAUUACCGAUGCUUUUCUUUUUUUUUUUAAUAUACGUACAACAAUAACUCUACUGUAUUUACAUUUUACAGAUAAGAGCCUGUGAUAAUAUUCGGAGUCACAUAAAAUACUUUUUAAAAGGUAUAAAAUAACCAUAACAGCGUCAUAAGGUAUGCAAAUGGUCUAUCACAUAAUAAUGAACGUCAACAGUGAAAUUAAAAGGAAACUGCUAUGUACAAAAUGGUCAACACUAAAAAAGAUAUGCUGUAUAAUCCUAAGGAAUGGGACAAAAAGGACUUGCUAUUAGUUAAACUUGUACAACGUUCAAGAAUGUUAUAUGAUUCCGGAAAAAAUAAAGCAUAUUAUUGGAGUUAUUUUUCACGAAAUCUGGGAUUAAGUCCUAAUGAAUGUCAGAGGCGUUGGAAUUUAAUAUUAAAAUCUUACAAAAGUAUAAAAUUAGCGAAUUCUCAAGGAGGAAAUAUAGUUUCGCCUCUAUUAGAUGGAAAUCUGGAGUUUUUGGAUGAACUAUUGCUUUGGGAAACAAGUUCUCAAAUUGAUCUUACUAAUGAAAACGUAAGCGAAAAAGAAGAAACUAAUUACAUAGUUACAUUGGAUAUGAUUGAAAAUAUAUUGAAUCAAAGGGAUGACUGUAACUUUAAUAUAGAUCCAGAUGAUAUUGAAAUGAAAAAUAUAUUCAAUAUGGUCAAUAACAGAAUAAUGGAAGCGUUAAAUGUAUCUAAAAGUUCUACGACUACAAAUGCAGUAACAGAUGAUGAAAUACAAUUACCAAAGAUCACUUUGUUCAGAAGUAACAAUUUAAUGCCUUGUGCAGAAUCGAAUGCUUUUAAUACUGGCAUGAAUUUAUUAAACGAUGCCACGGAUAGUUCAGCACUGGCACUAUUAAACGAUGGUUCAAAAAGAAUUAUUGACACUCCAGACCAGGCAGACGCAUGUUUAGAAGAAUCUGAUUUAAAACCUAUGCAAGCAAUAUGCAUUAAAAGCGCAACGCCCUCCAUAAACAUAGGACAAUUAAAACCAAACUACAAAGUUAAUAUGAACAGAAGACAAGAUGCACUGUUACUUCAUAAUUGCAAUAAUUGUAAAACUCCUGAGUUCUUUAAGCAACUAGGGUCUUAUUUAGUAAACAAUAUUUCUGAAGAAAAGCAAAUGGAAUUACGGCUAAAAAUUUGUUCCUUGGUAACUGCAGAAUUAGAACAAUAGAAUUAUUGUUAUGUACACUUAUUAAAAAGCUUUUAAAGUUAUUUUAUUUCAUGGUUAUUUUGGUUUCUGUUUUAUGCUGUCUACUACUAUUGUCAUUUUGUAAUAAAAACAAUUUUGUGUUUAUUAAAAUUUAAUUCAAAACUA
This is a messenger RNA of Galleria mellonella (greater wax moth), 1609 nucleotides long. RefSeq lists its product as uncharacterized. Lineage: Eukaryota; Metazoa; Arthropoda; Insecta; Lepidoptera; Pyralidae. The record is from RefSeq and is a predicted model, not a curated record. The transcript is spliced from 3 exons. Bases 476 to 1465 code for a protein of 329 amino acids.